Carassius auratus (goldfish) is the source of this 4332-nucleotide messenger RNA. RefSeq lists its product as uncharacterized. Bases 2157 to 3356 code for a protein of 399 amino acids. Gene Ontology annotation, molecular function: protein serine/threonine kinase activity; ATP binding. The record is from RefSeq and is a predicted model, not a curated record. NCBI's taxonomy places the organism in Eukaryota, Metazoa, Chordata, Actinopteri, Cypriniformes, Cyprinidae. Gene Ontology annotation, biological process: protein phosphorylation. The transcript has 12 exons.
CAUAAAGAAGCUGGUCUUGAAGAAGCGCUGCUGUGCUGUACCGAGUCCCAGUCUGCAGGAGAAGGGAUGGAUGAUGAUGAUGAUGAUGAUGAUGAUGAUAACCAAAUCCUCUUCACCAGUGGUGCCUUUAAACGUCCGCGCUGGGUGUGGACACAGGAACCAGCUCCUGGUCCUGCUAUUGAAGAAGGGAUUGUCAUUCACUGUCUAAUAUGAGUGCUGUACACCUAACUUUGUUUUUAUGUGCUCCUGUUGUGCCAUAAAUCAAUACAGUAUAUUUAAAUGAACAACAUACAACAUUAAAUCAUCUUUAUUAAAGGGAUAGUUCACCCAAAAAUGAAAAUUCCGUCAUUAAUUCCUCACCCUCAUGUCGUUCCAAACCCGUGAGACCUUCGUUCAUCUUCGGAACACAAAUUGAGAUAUUUUUGAUGAAAUCCGAGAGCUUUCUGACCCUCCUGUAGACAGCAAGGGAUCUACCAUGAGUAAUGUCCAGAAACAUAGCAAGGACACUGUUAAAAUAAUCAGUCGGUUCAACUUUAACAUUACAAAUUAACGAGAAUACUUUUUGUGCGCAAAGAAAAAACAAUGCAUACAUUGUUUACGUAUGUGAUGCGCUCCAAAAUGGCUCCAGGAUGACAUGGAGGAGGUUAAUUGUUGAAUAAAAUGGUUAUAUUUCUUUUAUGCACACAAAAAGUAUUCUCGUAGCUUCGUUAAAUUAUGGUUGGAACACUGAUGUCACGUGGAUUAUUUUAACAAUCUCCUUGCUACGUUUCUGGACCUUGACCCGUGGUAGUGUUCUCGCUGACUAUGGGAGGGUCAGAAAGCUCUCGGAUUUCAUCAAAAAUAUCUUGAUUUGUGUUCUGAAGAUGAACGAAGGUCUUGUGGUUCGGAACGUCUCGUGGGUGAGCAAUUAAUGACAGAAUUGAAAUUUUUGGGUGAACUAUCCAUUCUAGUAAGAUAACAUCGUCGCAGCUCAAGACAGUGUGCUACAAUUCAACGGUUCAUCUAUACUGUGUAUUGGAGCAUUGUGACACCUCUCCUGCUGGAUCAGGAGAAUCUAGUAGGCCAGAAUGGAAAAGCUAGAAGAAUCUGAAAUUCACAUAUACUGGAAACCCAUAUUAUCCCACAAUUUGUGAAAAAUCACAAAAAAUUAAAUAAAUCCAAAAUUUUGUCACCCUUUAAGUUCAUUGUUAAAUUGUACAUGACAUUAGUUGGCUGACCAUUGUUUUACUGUACUAACCAAAUAGUGCAAUACAAAAGCGACCGGACUGAGGAUUUUCUCGGACCUCUUGGAAGCAUCUUGUUUUAUUCCAUUUUUGCAGCCUGUCUGAUUAAUGCUUUGUCAUUUUAACACUAUGGCACUUUUUACACAAAGUAUUUUCUGAUAUUUUUGUAUCUGUGGUUAUCUUCUGUAUCAUUUCAAUAAUGUCUGAGAUGCUGCUGAUUUUUUUUUUCUUCUCAGCUUCAAAAGUGAGAGAUGUCAUUUCAGCUUGAAUGUUCAAAAAUGAUCACUAUUUAGAUAUUUCCCCCCCACUGUAUCAGGCAAUGGGCAGUAUUGUUCUUUGUACAAAUAAUGGGAGGUAUUAAAUGUCACCAAGCAUGUAAAUUAAUACUGGUCAAUAAAAUAGAAUUAAGCCCCGAAGAGCCCUCAAAAUCAAGUUAUUUUGUGAUGAUGAUAUACUAGCAUGAGCAUGAUAUACUAGUAUAAAAUAGCAUAGUCAAAUACAAAUAAUUUUUAGGUUUAAAGUAAAAAAAUAUAUAGUCACGUGUGGCACACAAAAUUGGAGAUAAUUGUGUAUUAUAUCCUUCAGUGCAUCAUUACAAUAACAUUGAUUCUCCACUGAGCCACAAAAGAAGGUCACGUCUUUCAGUAUGAGUUACAUAAUCAAUCAAUUAUGACGUUUCUGAAGCAUGCAGUCACAGUGCUUUUCUGUAACGUGAUAUUUGUUUAUAUGUAAAUAUUAAUGAGUAGGCGGGGCGGAGUCUCGAGCUGCUGCAUGUGUAUCAAAGGGUUGCAAACUGACCGAUGUGUCUCCUGAAAAAGCACUCUCUUGUCUGCAAUGCUGGUCCAAAUAACGUGGGAUUCACUUUUUACUGACGGAGUUUUGUUGGAGAGUAGAAAAUAUCGUGUGUCGUUCAUUUCUUGUUGAUAAAAUGUGAUGGGCGGCGACGGGAGUAAGAAUAAGGACUCCGCAUCGCUGGUGAAGAGGAGAUCCCUGUCAUGUGAUCAGGGCUUCCUGUCUGUCCCGGCUCAGCUUGUUCAUCACAGUGUGUUUAGACGCAGUGCCCAGCACAGAGAAGACCCCGUCUCUAAUCAGUCUCGGCCCUCAGACUCAAACCCUGAGGGACCUCGUCUAGAGUUUAUUUCCAGUUUCCUCCCCGAAUUUCCUCAAAGUUUUACUGGGCAUAAGCAUUUACAGAUUCUUGGUUUUGUAGCUAAAGGCUCGUUUGGUCCAAUCUUGAAGGUGAAGGACGUGUCUACAGAUGAGACCUAUGCUAUUAAGGUUUUAUCCAAAGCUGAGGUUUUGAGAAACGGAGUCCUCCAGCAGUCCAAAGAGGAGGUGAUCAUUCAACGCCAGGUCAGACAUCCUUUCCUCCUCAGUCUCCGGGACUGUUGGCAGAGCCAGAGCAAUCUCUUCAUCAUGUGUGAUUACUGCAGCACUGGCGAUCUCUAUACUUACUGGAGCCUGAAGGGCCGCUUUGAUGAGAGAGAUGUUCGAGUGUUUGCUGCCGAGUUGGGCUCUGCUUUGGGCUUUUUGCACGACUUUGGAAUAAUGCAUAGGGAUGUAAAGAUGGAAAACAUACUUCUGACUGAUAAAGGUCACCUCCGCUUGACUGAUUUCGGGCUGUCUCGUCGUCUUGAGCAUGGGGACAGAGCUUUUACUAUCUGCGGCACAAUACAGUACAUGGCUCCUGAGGUCCUGAGCGGCGGGCCGUACAGCCACGCUGCAGACUGGUGGUCUCUUGGUAUUCUUCUCUAUGCUCUAGCCACUGGAGGGUUUCCUCUGCCUGCGGAAGCAGAUCACGGUGAUAUGCUGUCCAGUGUCAGUGAGUGUCCAUAUGACAUGCCUGACAACCUCAGUCCAGCUCUGGCCUUCCUGCUCAUAGAGCUUCUGUGCAAGAUCCCCACACGUCGUUUACGCUGCCUGGAGCUCUUCCAAAGCCAGAAGUUUUUCCACGGCAUGUCUUUUGACUCCCAGCUGCUGCAGAAAAGUCCCAUUGAGCCAAUCCUCGAGCUGAAGAAUCAUCCUGACCGACCGGAAAGGUCGAUGCGAGGUUUAUCAUUAGAUCUGCUUCAGAAUUUUGAGUGUGACCUACAGAACUCUCCAUCAAACCCUGCAGAUUUGUCUCCUACCUAGAUGAAGAUUAAAGGGGUAUUUCACCCAAACAUUUUAAUUUGAUGUUAGACCUGUCGCGAUAGUCGAUAAAUCAAUUAAUCACACAAUUUAAAAAAAAUUAGCUCGAUAAUUUUUUCGGACGCGAUAAUUUCGUUUUUCUAUUUGUAUUUUUAAAAUGUAACAUGAUGGGGGGUUAGUCUGGAGCGCAGCCUGUGGACAGCCGGCGGCAGAAAACACUCUCCGAUAGCACAGAUGUCCCGGGAAUAAAAAGAUAAUGUCUCGCUAGAGUGGCCAGCGCCUUUCAUUUGUUUGUGGAUGUUUGCGUCGCAAGUGAUACUUGCAAUACUGCUUUAUUUUAAUACCACAUAGCAUAUUUAGCAAGUAACUUCGUUGCCCUUUCUGUCGAAAUGGGCCUACUUUUCGCUCGCUUCAUUUGGCUUGCUCAGCUAAAUAUGUCUGUAGGCGCGUGGUUGCAUGUGUCAAUGCACCCAGUGAGUUAACACACACACGCGCAUGUGGCUUUCUCCUUCUUUCCAAAGCGUUUGGGCAGUUGCGCUCCUGAGGCGUCUGUUGUUGCCAAGCAUCCAUUAGCUGCGAUAUCUGUUACGGAAAUUUCAGUAAUGGAUUUACACCACUGAAAAACCCUUGCUGUCACUCUGCUACGAGAUUUAUUUCCGAAGAAAAGUAAAAAACGCAGUGUUUGGGUGCACACCAUUCUUCAAAUACAACGGGGAAUUUCACCCCGAAGGAAGCUGAUUGAGUUGGUUCUUGUCACAUGACCUGGUGCGCUUGCAUCAUUCUGAAAAGCUGAGAUGUUUUAAACUAGAUGUGGUGCGGACGCGCCUGGAAAAAACGAGUGCAUCUCUUCUAUUAUGAGCAUGCAUACCGCAUUUGAAAUAACGAAAUUGAGCACAAAAAAGACGUGAUAUGUAAACUUCAUCGGUCAAAAUGUUUACUUUCGGUUAACGGUUAAACGGUCAAUAUGAGCAUCCCUAAC